Messenger RNA from Anopheles gambiae (African malaria mosquito), 721 nucleotides. RefSeq lists its product as uncharacterized. The record is from RefSeq and is a predicted model, not a curated record. The coding region runs from base 97 to 567 and encodes 156 amino acids. The transcript is spliced from 2 exons. Lineage: Eukaryota; Metazoa; Arthropoda; Insecta; Diptera; Culicidae.
CAGCCGCUGCCGGCCAAUCGGAUUCUGAGUUCUACCGCUACAUUCUACAGUCGACUUUCAUCCUCCGGGGCGUGUGGGUCUUCGUGGGGAAAGAAAAUGCAGCCUAGGUACAGUGUCUUGGCGUCCGCGACCUUAGCGGUGUGGUAUCUCACCGUGUGGCAGGCGUGCGUGUGCGGCAAAUCCUUAGUAGCGCCGUCGGAGCUAAACUCCCUCGGUGCAGGAUCCCGGCAGGAUCCCGCAGGCAACAGUGUGCUGGCAAGUGCGACGGAAUCGUUCACCACGGAGAAGGAGGACAUUGCAACGAACGCCCCAACGACGACCACUAUCAGCGCGUCCGGUAACGAGGUGCCGUACGAUGACAUACCCACCUUCAACCGCAAGCAGGUGUCGUUGGAUCUGCCGGGUGAUUUGUUUUCCUCCACCGCCAAUCUGACACUCAGCUUGCGUAACUUUAUCGCCGAUUUAAUAACGCGUACCUCGGUGCGUAUUGCGCAGGUGGUACGGUUCUUUCAGCCCCUGUUCGGAUACCAUCUGAUGAUUGACAUCCCGAAGGAGCUGGAUGUUUAACGCGGUGUGCCGCACUCCACCGCACCCAAGACAGCGAAAACCGGGCCGCCACGUGAACGGUGAAUGCGGCAGUAAUAAUUUAUUAAGCCUGGCUCUGUGUAUCCUGGUUGUGUUGUAAUUAGUCUAGAAUUAAAUAAUUUAUCGCUCUCUCUCU